AUGUCAUUUUCAAGAUUACCAUAUUAUAUUCAAGAUGAUAUAUUGGAUAAAUAUAUUGAAGGUUGUGAAUUUCAAGUGGAAGAGGUUGCAAUUAUAAAUGCAAACAUCUAUGGUGAAACUACAAAACUAUUAUUGUUAAAGGAUGCAAUUACCAAUUACAACAAAGAAAGAGAGGACGAGGAGGAGGAAGAGGAAGAGGAGGAGAAGGAGAAGAAGUUGAAGCCAUUGAAAGUGACCGAUAUAUUACCGAUUAUCAAAAGAAUAACAUUUAAUCAUCCACUGGAAAAGGAAGCACAAGUCAAGGAUAUGCUUACAAAAGACUAUGGUCACUUGUUGCAUUGUAUCGAACAACUUACCAUACGUGCAUCAAUGGGACAUAAUAAUAAUAUGGUACACUUUUCUCAUCUUUGUACAUUGGUACUUAGCGUCAAUAUUGAUAAGGAUUUGGUCGAGUUGGUCAAGUCCCAUGCCAAUACAUUACGGAAAUUGGUGUUUUAUGAUAUCCCUGGAGGAACCGAUCAGUGUAUGCAAACGGUUCUGUCCUAUGGACCUUUACAAGACAACCUAGAGGGAUUAAUUAUACCACAAAUCCCCAGAUGUCUGAUGCAGCUAUUAUCCAAAUUCAAGCGGUUGAAAAGGUUAAACUUGUCUGGUGUCAGCCAUGAAUGGAUUGCGGGAGAUGGUUUCAAAGCAUACAAUGAGUUGCUCCAAAACUCUAGCCUUUGUAUCCUCCGAGAUGCUACUGCAUUUUUACAUCCAGACUUUGUUUCAACCAUAAAGUCUCACCCAUCGAUUCGCCAUUGGGAUUUUAAAUGCCACGCCAACUUUUUACCACCAUCUGCACAAUUGGAAUUAUGCAAUCAUGUCGAAUCGGUUUCCAUGAACAUCCUCAAAGUAAAUAUUUCUUUUGGGGGUUCAUAUUCUCUGAGCAAGUUGACAUCGCUCUGUUUGACCGUUUCAUAUCCUGGAAUGUUGGAUAGUGUCGGUAGAAUCCUUGUAGAAAGUCCAUGUCUAUCGAGUUUGGAUACACUCUUUUCAUUUCAAAUCAAAGUGCCCAAAUCCUUUUCAGAUUGCUUGAUGCAAAGCAAGACUCUCUCCAAUCUUUGUUUUGGUGCACCUUACGAAGAAGGGUCACUAUUUUCUAAAUUUAUGGAUGAUCCUCUUGCAUUUGACCAAUACCUCAGAGAAAGCAAACCACUAUUCAAAUUUAAACUUCGACAAAAGAUACCUGCACCUUGUCCUAAUCUUGUUAGUCUUACCGAUAACCUCAAGAAUCGAUUGGGUGAUCAAUUUGAUUGUACCAUAAAGAAACCAUCUCUACCAUUUCACAAUGUUUAUGAAUUACAAUUAGUUUUCUAUAAAAAGCAUAAUUAUAAAUAA
This is a messenger RNA of Cavenderia fasciculata, 1380 nucleotides long. RefSeq lists its product as uncharacterized. Bases 1 to 1380 code for a protein of 459 amino acids. The record is from RefSeq and is a predicted model, not a curated record. The transcript is spliced from 2 exons. Lineage: Eukaryota; Evosea; Eumycetozoa; Acytosteliales; Cavenderiaceae.